UCUCUUCACACCACACGUUGUAAAGGUUCGAAUAGCUUUGCAACACAUGGAAGAGCGCAAGGAAGAAGUCAAGGUCCAAGACUCACACGGGGUUUGAAGCCGCCGAACACCUUCGAAGAACCCAUCCAUUCGUCCGGUCUUAUAUAUCGCCUCAAUCUAUCUUACACGCCAAGGACUUCAUUCAUCCGAUCGACCUUCCACCUUCGAUCGCGAGCGUACUUUGAGGCCCAUCGGACAUGGCUGAGCGCCACCGAAUCCACCCGGCGGUGGACGUCGAAGCUCUGUUGCCCUCUUCGUCGCACGCUCCCAGUAAACCUCUGCAGACCCAGGCGGCCGAGAAGACCGACCAUCAGCCACCGCCGCCGCCGCCGCCGAAGAAGCGGAGGAGCUGCUGCUGCCGGUGCCUGUGCUGGACCGUCCUCACCGUCGUCAUCCUCGUCGUCAUCAUCGGCGCCAUCGUCGGCAUUCUGUACCUGGCCUUCGACCCGAAGCUCCCCAAGUACUCCGUCGACCGCCUCGCCAUCUCCAACUUCACCGUCGACGACAACAUGACCGUGAGCGCCACGUUCAACUUGACGGUCACCACCACGAACCCCAACAAGAAGAUCGGCAUCUACUACCGGGGCGGGAGCCACCUGAGCGCCUGGUACACCAACACCAGCCUUUGCUCCGGCACCUUCCCGGUGUUCUACCAGGGCCACAAAAACACCACGGUGCUCAACCUGCUGCUCAGCGGCGAGACGCAGCUGGGGAGCGGGCUGCUGCAGGAACUGCAGCAGCAGCAGCAGACGGGGACGAUACCGCUGGUGUUUCGGGGGAAUGUGCCGGUGAAGGUGAAGCUGGGGAGCUUGAAGCUGCCCAAGGUGACGUUCAAGGUCAAGUGCGACAUCAUCGUGAACAGUCUGAGCAGCAGCAACACCAUCAGCCUGAAAUCGAGCAGAUGCAAGUUUAGGUUGAAGCUUUGAUUCCUCUCAGUUGGAGUCAUCAUCUCUUUCUUUCCAUCGGCACUGUUGAUGUGGAGUCACCCAACGUUGCUUCGUUAUGCAUAAAGAUUGUAGUCUUUUUGGUUUACGAUAUACAUUUAAUUGUCGUCAAUUUCCAUCGAUUGUGUAAAUACAAAUCUUACCGAUAUUGAUCUUUGGUUACUUAUCUCAAAAA
Musa acuminata AAA Group (dessert banana) is the source of this 1158-nucleotide messenger RNA. RefSeq names its product NDR1/HIN1-like protein 6. The transcript has a single exon. NCBI's taxonomy places the organism in Eukaryota, Viridiplantae, Streptophyta, Magnoliopsida, Zingiberales, Musaceae. Bases 237 to 965 code for a protein of 242 amino acids. Gene Ontology annotation, cellular component: plasma membrane. The record is from RefSeq and is a predicted model, not a curated record.